UUUGUAUCCUCUGCGAAUACCUUCAAUCAACGUUCUUUUGGCAUGAGAUCCGUAUGUGUUUUUUUGUGUCGGUAAUAUUAGUGCCACUAUUGUACUCAAGCUGAUGAUAAAACUUAAGCAGUUCUCACAAAAUGAGACGAUACUGGAUAUUCCUAUCGUUCCUGCUCUCAAACCUGUGGUACGAGUUUGCAAAGAGCAAUCAACUAGCCGCCGAGGAAAUUGAAUUCGAAAACCUUGUAAAGGAUGGAACAUCACUGCUAGGUCAUGAAGGUCGUCGCGAUGAACUAGUGAUGCUCGUUGGAGUGUCCGGCAAUGGAAAAAGCACUUUGAGUCUACUCUUGACCAGUUCACCUACGCUUUCAGUGGAAUUAGGUCAAGGACGUAGAUGCAUCUACAAAGAUAAGAACGACAAGAUAGGCAUUCAAACACAAACUUCAAAAACGUUAAUUCCAAAUUUUAUUUCCGAUGAAGAAAGUGGUCAAAUUUUAGUUGAUAAUCCAGGAUUUUCGGACACCCGUAAAAACCCAGCUUUUGAUAUCGCUGCCUCAUUUUUCAUGAAAACCGUCUUUGAUUCUGUCAAGAAGGUGAAGAUAGUCAUUGUUGAGGACAAAAACAGUGUUACCUUCUAUAAAAGCCGAGACGCGUUUCUCAAAACGCUGUCUCACCUUGCAAGGCUUAUUCCAAACGCAUCAGCCCUCAAAGGCUCAAUUGGAUUGGUCGUAACCAAAGUGGACUCAACGGAUUCUGACGAAGACAUAAUUAGUGGGGUCACAGAAUUUUUAAAUGAUACUCUUGUAGGCCAUUUACUCCCAGAGAGAGAAAAGCUCGGCGAUGAAGCGAGUCUUGCUGAAAUAGGAAAAUUGCUCGACAGUGAAAUCGAAAUUAUAAACGUUCUACUGCAAUCAGAAAAUAUCACUGGAAUAUUCAGAACUCCGUGUAAAAUAAAUGGCACGUGCCAAAGCUGUUCUGAUGAUGAAAGCCUGCGUAAAUUAGUAUUUGAACAACUUCAAUUCACUGUCAUCGAAGACAAAAAAAAUCCAUUUCACUUGACAGUUUCUGACACAUCCGUUCUAUUCAUCGCAAACAAGCUCCUCCCGCAAACAGAGUUAAAAUUCUCUAAAUUGCUUGAUACAAUUGUGUCCGGUGAAUUCAAAUUAUUGGAUAAAAACCUGAAGAGCGAGGGACUGGUACUGAAACAAAAAUUGAGCCUGAUAGAAGCUGAAAUCUCGGAAAUGGAGCAGUUUUCCGCCGCGUUGAUGAUUCCAGGUGGGGUCAAAGAUUUUGUCAAAAGAAAUAAGAGGAUGAAAAUUAUAUACAAUACUUUAUUGAAUGAGCUCUCAGUUGAGUCCUAUAAAAUUUGGUUUUUCUGUAAGAGUCUUUUUAAAGAAGUAAGCUCGGUGAUAGAUACAAUCAAAGAGAAUCAAACAGCAAAAAUUCUAACACACUGUGAUCAUUCAUUAGCUGAAUUCAGAGCACUCGAGCAGAUAGACACAUUUAUUUGUAACAUAAGCGAAUAUCAGCAAACAUCGGAUUUCAAAAGAGUAGUUAAAUAUAUUAACAACCUCCCUGUGUUCCUUUCCAGAAUGAUUUCUCUUGGAUUGAAAGAAACUAAGGAUAUAAAUGUGAUCAGAAAUGUCACGAAACCAAGCAUUCCUUUUCUUGAGCAACUCAAAAAAUUAAGUUGUUUGUCAAUCGCUGAUGGUGCUAAAUUUAAGAUAUACAAAGAUUCUGGAAUAUAUUCAGGUCACUUUUUUAAACUUAGUGAAAUGAUAUCAUCAGCAGGAUCAGUAGAUAAUUCAAAUAUCUACGUGCUCGCAUCUAGAAAAGUGUUUAUUGAUUCUGACUGGGAAAUCAGGAAUAUUCAUAUGACGAUCGUAUCACCGACGAUUGAAGUAAUAGGAACAAGCUCAUGGAGACUGAAAGGAGCCGAUGGGCCAACGCAUAACGAUACGGCCGCCAAAAGAGCAUACAGCGCUAGUCAGCCCGGAGCUGAUGGAGCUUCAGGGCUUCCUGGUUAUAGUUCAGGUUCCUUGAAAAUUUACACCCAUACAGUACUGAACGGCAAAAAUUUAAAAAUAAAUACGCAAGGUGGGAAAGGGGGAAAGGGUCAAGAUGGUGGGCGAGGACACGAUGGUGAAAGAGCUUAUUUGAGAGAAGACAUUGAAAAAAUCAUCGAAUGCAUUUACUACAUAAAAGGUAACAGCUGUGACACGACUUCGAAAAAAUUAUCAGUAACUGUUGUUGAUUACAUUUCGAAUACUCACGGUAUAGUUGAUGCCUAUUCGAGAUCGUCGAUUAAACCAACAGGGGGUGGCCAGGGCGGGGACGCAGGACCUGGAGGACUCCCAGGUGAAAUUUUCGUUUCCAAAGUCACGGGCGACGACUUUGCAAUUAAAGCGGAAAACGGUCCGGUCGGAGAAGUAGGCCAAGGAGGCCAUGGUGGACUAAAUUGCUACUUGCGCAGAGAUACAGUUAAAUGCAAUCUUUACGGGGGUAGUUGGACUGUUGAUUCAUGCUAUAAAAAGGAUACAGAGUGCGAGCAUUUCGCAAUUGCCGCCAACGGUUGCCCUGGAAGUCUUUCCCCCAAAAAGAGUGCAGAGAAUAAAAAUUAUUUUUACAAAGAGGCAAGCUUUGAAGAUCAAAUAUGGAUAUUAUUAGAUUUUGCCUUUGAUAAAAUAGAAAAUUCAAGAUACAAGGAGCAGGAAUCAACACUAAUAAGUUUCAUUAAGGUAAUUUUGAGAGGGCUUGUGUCUAACAACAAAUCAGUAAUAGAAUUCUUUUACCGCCUUCUUAAUCGUAUUGCUUUGAAAAAUAUUCCACAGGAACAAAUUUUUUACGUGCUCCAAUUAGUACUUUCUGAGUUCCGAUAUUACAAAAAUUAUAUGUUCAAAACUGAAUUUCAUGGUGACGUUGUUGCUUUGGAAGCGUUGAUAUUAAGUAAUUUGGAUUUAGCACAGACUUCCAAAAACAGUCGGCUCAUUCUCAAUGCCCAACUUCAUUUGAACACAUUUAAAAAUGAUGCAGAAAGGCUUUCCUCUGCAUGGCGAGAUCAGUUCAAAAGUGCUGCAAUCAAUACUCACAAAAAAAACCUUCAAAGCGAAAUUGAAACAUCCAAAAAGUUCACUGCUCAGACUGUACAGGAAAACAUUGAAAAGGCAGAGCAAUACUUGCAAGAUCAGUUUGACAGUCUGCAGCAAAAAAUUAAAACAGAAGAAGAGAAAGCUAUGAGGGAUAUCAAAGAACUGCGUAAUAUGAAAGAUAGGGUGUCUGGAAAUAUAGUCAAACGAAUCAUAUUUAGCGUCGUUAACUUUGCAGCUGGAUUAGUAUCUAUUGUGAAUCCUGCAGUAGGCAGCUUGAUACAAGCGGGUUCGAACGUUGGCGAAAAAUUUACAGUGUCUGAGUAUAAUAAUCAGGUUGGGACAACGCCAGUACUUGGUGCUGUCAGAAAUGUGCGAAACGUCAUUUCGAAAUUCCACCGAGAUAGAGCGAGAAAUCGCGUGAGUAGAUCCCAACACUUAAUAGGCGUUGGUCAAGAAGUUUUGAGAGACAAAGAAUUGGUGAAGUUGCUAAAAAAAUCAACCGUGGAAAAAUUGGAAAACGCGAUGAUCAAAUCUGAAAGUGCAGUGGACUCUGCUCUCUUUGUGAACGAAAAAUUAAAAGAUGCUCUCGGCACGUGCUAUACGGAAUUGAAAAAAGUCACUAAUGCGGAGAGUAGCGUUCAUUUGAAAAGGUCAUUGAAACUUUUUAAUAUAGCAUCACAUGUGUCAGCUCUUUCCUUCGGCGUAUUAUCUGACGUGCAAAAAAUUCAAGGCGACAAUGAUUUAUUAGGCAAAUUAGACGCUAAAAUUGCAGAUAGCAGCCUUUUAAUGUCACAAUUGGACGAAUAUAACACGAAUUUGCACACGUUUUUCAUGCCGUACAUAAAUGACAUGCAAGAGGCUUUCCAAAAGUUCACAAGCAGCGUAGAAGGGAUGGCGCAACACAUGCUUUUCUUCAGGAGAAUUGAUCUGAAGAAAAUGACUAGACAGUUUGUGUCCCUUAUUAGAAAAUUCACUGACGGAUUCGCAGAAGAGCAACAAGAGCUGAUAAGUGUCGUCGAAGACCUGGAGAUGCUCGCUACAGAGGCCAUGAACUCCCAGGCGCACGUCAACGAACUCGAGUAUAAGUUCCAGUUGGCCUCACUCGUUGGCACAUUGGACAGCAAUUACCAAGAGUGCGGUCGUGGGCGCAAAUUCUGUGAACAGCGGAAAGCAGCCUGGAUAGAAGUGCAGAAAAACACUCUGCUGCAGCGGUACGUGGUCCUCGAGCGUGCGUUUCAACAGGCCAUUUUCCCAUUUAAGAGUCAACGUCAAUUCGUGGGCAUGCCACCGACAAACUCUGACGAAAAGACCAUGAUCCAGGUGCUCCGAGAACGCGUCGACACCAUGAUCGCCGACUUGGUGGAGCGCAACAGCACCAUCGACCUGAAGAGCGAUAAGUACGUCCGCACGGCUGUGUUCACUUCGCAAUUCAGCUCGAGCACCCCGUUUUACUCGUGGCACCAAGCGGAUCACGCUGAGCAGAUCGGCAGAUUCCUUCGCGGCGAGAGGGUCAAUUUCGUGGCCGACGUGCGUCACACCAAUGCGUACAACGCAGCCAAGUUCUUCAAAAUCGGGCUUAACAUCACUGUGCCAGGUGUGCCUCUGCAUUCGUUGCUUUCCUACCUCGAGCUUGAGAUGGUCCACGGCGGUGACAACCACUUCCGCUGCGGCAAUCGCUUCUACGCCAUCGCAGCCGAACCCCUCACCUUUUCCCAAACUUUCGAAAGAGGAGAAUUCGGUCAGCCUGUGUCACAGAACGCAGUUUCCUCUAAAUUCGCGCAAACAGAAAUCCCGUUCAGUCCUUACUCCCUGUGGACCAUGCAAAUCAAGUCGGGACGGAACCCUGACUCCCGUUCAAAACUCAGAGAAAUUGCCAAGUACGCAAACAAAGCAAGUCUAGAAUUACACGGCAGUGGAAGUUAUGUUGAAGAAGGGGCCCCAAUUUGUGACGAGGACCUUCCCAAAUACUUUGACCUAUUUAUUUAGUCACUGACCAGCACCCGACCAAUCAAAACAAUCGCAACAUUUCGACGAAGAAAUAAUUUGAAAAAGCCCUAUUCCAACCAUGAAAAAUUUAAUCGCAAAAUUAAUGAGACGAUUCCGUAUUACAUUGACACAUGAGCGCAUUCGAUAAUAUAUCUAAAAAAAUUCUUUAUAUAAUUUUGCAUUAAAUUUUUUUCAUUAUCUCGGCAUUACAGCCUUAUCUAGCGUGCCAGUAUUUUAAGGACUUUUGGGUUUUUUGUUUAGGAAAUAUUUUGCACGCAAUUAUUAUUAAGAUUUUGUAACUCUUACUAAUUUAGCAAAUUUUAGUUGUGGUAGCAGUAAGAACAAAGAAAUCUAAUUUAAAGAUGUUAUUAACACCGCUUUUGUUUUAUUAAAUGUUGCCAAAUGCACAUGCGUUAAAGAGGAAUGAUGCUGGAAAAGUCUGGAAAAUGCUUGUUGCCAAUGCAUAAACUCAUUCCUUAGGAUUCAGUUAAAGCCUUAAUUGACCUAAGGAGCGCUGUAAUUUUUUGAGAAAAUUGGCUGGAAAGUUACCGUGCUUUUUCAAAUGGUAAUGGCUGUCUCCUUACUUGAAAUCCGAUUUAAUUUCAAAACCAAGAGUUUCCCCAAUUAAUGGCAUACACCGUUGGACAGAUCUCGAUGAGAAGAAUCGGAAUAUGCCAAGAAAAUAUGUUCAAGCACUGUAAAUUUUGGAGAAAAUUGGCAAAAUUUGAAUUUUUAUUGUAGGAAGGGCCGUUUUUUAUUAUUGCAAAUUGUUGAACGAAUUGUUUAUCGAUCAAUUAUGUUUAUGGCAUCCAACAAUUCAAAUAAUUUUCAAUUGUUGCCCAGUAUCAUUCCACUUUAAUUAAAAAUUUCAUAAAAAUAUAAUUGCUCAUAUCUCAAUUCUUUAUUAUUGGGAUUCCCCGUUGUUGCCGUUAAUUAAAUUUUGAAAGAUAUAUUUUCAACUGUCUUAAAAUGCUUAGUGUAGCGCGGUCCUCCUUUUUGUUGGAAGCCAACCAUUGUCGGCGGUUUGAAUUAUUGUAAUUUUGCAUUAUUGUUUAACAGAAGAAAGAUGAUUUUAAAAUAUGUAAGAAUUCAGUUUUCGUCCGUCAGCCACACGGUGCUGACGUGAUUUGUUUAAUUGUGCAGAACCCGAUUCCAACAGUCGGUUAGCAAAAGAAUUUAUCACUUAUUAUUGUAAACCAUUUCAGUUCUUGUACUUGAUUAAGUAUCCGAUCGGAUUUCCAACUGUAACUAAUCUAUACGAACAAAAUUCGUCAAUCUGAAUUCAUCGGUCUUCAUCAUUUCAACUCUUUCCAUCUCUGUUAUUUUCAACUGUCUUAAAAUGCUUAGAAAUCGUAAUAAAUCGAUACUGACAUUCUGUGACCAACGCGAUAUUCUGCAUCCGUUUAAGAUGACUAUUAUUAUGUUUCUCAAUUAGCAUCAUCGAACGUGGAUAGAUGAUGGUUUGCGUUUUGGUAAUGUAAUUUUCGGAGCCAAUUGUCUACCUGUUUGCAGCCCAAGGGCUCUCAAUUCUCAAUUGUGUGCUAUUUUUGUACGUAUAUGUGGCUGUAAUUUGUACGCAGCAAGGGAUUAAAAUAUAAAUUUCAUUCAUCUACCUUG
This is a messenger RNA of Cloeon dipterum, 6683 nucleotides long. RefSeq lists its product as uncharacterized. The coding region runs from base 132 to 5066 and encodes 1644 amino acids. The record is from RefSeq and is a predicted model, not a curated record. The transcript has 3 exons. Lineage: Eukaryota; Metazoa; Arthropoda; Insecta; Ephemeroptera; Baetidae.